AUGUCAGCAACAUCGGGGCUGGUAAGACCAGAUAGCGUGCACCGAACGGUCUAUACCGAUCAGGCGAUCUUCGAUCGUGAGAUCAAGAAUAUCUGGGAGAAAGUCUGGGUUUAUUGUGGGCAUGAGUCACAGGUUCCCAAAAGAGGCGAUUUCCAGACCGUCCAGAUAGGACGCCAGCCGAUGAUCAUGGUGCGCGGACGCGAUCAAGAGAUUCACGUGCUGUACAACCGCUGCCCACACCGCGGCGUGCAGCUGUGCGGCGCACGGUCUGGCAAUACCGGGUCUGCUUUUGUCUGUUCAUAUCACGCCUGGACCUUCCACCUUGACGGCAAGGUGAAGGGCAUUCCGAUGAGUGAAGGGUAUGACGGCACUCGGAUGAAUUCCGAUAACCCCGAUUGCUCCGUGAAAUCAGCCGCGCGGGUGGCUAGCUACCGAGGAUUCGUCUUCGCCAGCCUAUCACCCGACGGCGAAACGCUGGAAGAGUUUCUCGGUGAGGCGCGUAUCGCGUUCGAUGAUAUGUGCGAUCGAUCGCCCCUUGGCGAAGUAGAAGCGGUACCCGUUUGUCAUCGGGUCAUUCAGCACUCGAACUGGAAAUUCUUUAUGGAGAACCAGCUCGACGCCCUACACCCUUCAGUCACGCACCAAUCGACCGGUGUUGCCGCUGGCCGGAUUGAGCGGUCACUUGAAGCGCAGGGCGAAACACCGCCGUUGUACUAUCACUACCUGUCAGCGUUCGCCUCAUCAUUCGAUAAAUGGGAUUCGGUCCGGACCGUCAAUUUUCCCCGCGGACACGGUGUCCUGGCAGGUUACAUGGGCUUACGCCCUGACGAUCCCGACACCAACGAAUACGUUGAUUCCAUGUACAAGGCUUACGGCGAAGAACGCGCAGAGGAGUACCUUCAGCGCAACAUUCACCACGUGUUGGUCUACCCAUAUCUAUCGGUUCAGUCGCCGUUGCAACAGAUGCGCGUGCUGCGCCCCAUCGCGCCGAACAAGACGCUGUCAGAAAUUUGGCACUUUCGCCUCAAAGGCGUCUCGCCCGCAAUCUAUCGACGCUCGCUAUGGUACUUCAACCUGGUCAACUCACCCUCUACCAUGGUCAAUGCAGAUGACCUCGAAAACUGGACCAAAGGCCAGUGGGGGCUUGAGUCGGACGGUGGCGACUGGGUCAGUUUUCACCGCGAUUACGGACGCGAUACCAUCGAGGAUGGUACAACCUAUUCCAACAACGGCAUGUCAGAGGCCGUAAUGCGCAGCCAGUUUUCUGCCUGGUCUGAAUACAUGAGGGAACAGUAA
Molecule: messenger RNA, 1296 nt
Organism: Nerophis lumbriciformis (worm pipefish)
Lineage: Eukaryota; Metazoa; Chordata; Actinopteri; Syngnathiformes; Syngnathidae
Source: RefSeq, a predicted model, not a curated record